ACGAAGCGGUUGCAGCAGCAGCAGCAGCAGCAGUGGCGCUCAGUUUGAACGGAGAACUCAAACGAAACGAAAGACCAAGAUUCAGAAGGAGCAUUCAUGAAGAAAUUCGAUUUGUGCCAAAGAGACUUGAGAGAUUGAUGACUGCUUGAUGAGAUUAUCAGCUCAGAUGUCCCUAAAGGAUUGUUAAUCGUGCAACGAAUCGUGCGUAUGGGCCAGGCCGAGUUGGGAAGUUAGCAAAAAGCCCAAGCAGAACGAAUAUACACGCGAAAGUUUCGCUCAAGUGUUGUUAAGUGUCGCAAAGUUCGCCGUGAUAGUUAAGUGUGCUCGCCAAUUCAGUUUACUCACACGUUGGCCUUUUCCGCAAAAGUUUUCCCGGCCAGAAACCCACUGCCCAGGCUCACAUCCGUCCUUUUCCUGCCUGCCUGCCUGCUUGCCUGCCUUCCUUGCUUCCUUCCUUCCUUGUCCUGCUGUCAAAAUGUUGUGCCCAGAACAAUUGAAGUUUUGACAACAAAAUUUAGUUAAGCAAAGCUGCACCCAUUUCAUAUUCUCCUUUUUUUUGCGCUGGGAGUGGAGUGGCGGCAAAUUUCUGGUGAACUUUUGGCAGCCUGUCGGUGUGGCUUUGGUUAACUAGAGAGUGCCACACGAGCGCCACCCCCCCACCCACAAAAGCGAACAGCGGGAACGUGUGAUGUGAAUGCGCUGCAAUGGAUCUGAAGACUGGCACACUACUGGUUGCACCCGCCGUGAAGAACUCCAGCUGCUCGCAUCCCCGCUACUCAGGCCACAACUUCAUCGCCCACAUCGGCAUUGCGGAGACCAUAGAGGCGGUUCUCAUUCUGGUCCUCACCCUGGGCGUCAUCGGAGCCAAUUGUCUGGUCAUUUUCGUCAUAAACAACCGUCGCUAUGCCGCCUACAUCCACCAACAGCCACGCUAUUUGCUCACCUCUCUGGCACUGAAUGACCUGACAAUUGGCCUGCUAAUUACACCGUUUGGGCUAAUGCCGGCAUUGUUCCACUGCUGGCCAUAUGGCGAGAUCUUCUGUCAGAUACAGGCCCUGCUGCGUGGAGCGCUCUCACAGCAAAGCGCCGUGAUACUCGUGUGCAUGGCCGUCGACCGAUAUAUGUGUGCGUUGCAUCCGCGUCGCUACUACCAGCACUCCAGCAAGAAGGGUUGUGUUGCCAUAUUAAGUCUAACCUGGAUCAUCAGCCUCACGGUGUUCGGCUUUCUUGUGCUGCCCAAAGGUUACUACUUCAACAAUACAGGUCUAAUGGCCUGCGAACCCUUCUAUAGCAAGCCGUCGUAUAGAAUUUUAUCCACAUGCGCCCUGUACUUCCCCACCACCAUGGUGCUGAUGUACUGCUAUGGGUCCAGCUUCCACAUGAGCCGGUUCCGCCUGAAUGAUCCGACAAUGCCCCUCACGGCGGCCGCCCACCAUCCGCAUCCGCAUCUUCAUCCGGCCCAGCAGCAGCAGCUACAGCUGCAACAUCAGCAUCAACAUCAGCAUCAGCACCAACACCAACAGCAGCAUCAGCAGCAUCAGCAGCACAUCUACCAUGGCCACUCGCAUCAUCCGCACCAUCCGCAUCAUCAUCAUGGGGCACCCGUAAUGGGGCACCACCUAAGCAUGGCCAUGAGCAUGGGACUGGCCGGGAUGCCGAGCAUGACAAACAAGAUUACCAAAAAGAUGGUUCCCAUCCAGGAGAAGAACUCCACAGGGUCCACGUCACGUUCGAUGGCCGCCAUUUCGUUGGGAUUCAUUGUUAUGGUCACACCAUGGACCAUACAGGAGAUAGUCACUGCAUGCACUGGCUCCAAGUUGCCGCCGUUUCUUGAUUUUGUCGUCACUUGGACAGCACUGAGCAACAGUUUAUGGAAUCCCUUCAUGUAUUGGCUCCUCAACUCCGACUUCCGCCGUCUCAGUCGUCAAUUGAUGCCAAACAAAUGCUUCCCCAACGAGGAAACGCCCGAGCACAAAUCAGCCUGUUGUCACAUCAAUGCAAACGAUUUCGAAAUCACAACUCUACCCGUCCCACCGGAGCCGCCCGCCUCUCGGCCGCCGGGCAACAAUGGCGGGAUCGGGGGUGCGGUUAGUUCUGGGACAGCCGGAACGGGCACUGGAGCCGGUGGAAUUGGCAGCUCCAUUGGCGGUUCUGUGCUCGGCAUCUGCGGACGCUCCAGGGCCAACAGUUUGAGCCGCAGUGCCUCGCAGUGCAUCCGGAGCACGAUGGGAGGCGGACACGGCUACGCGCACCAGGCAUCCGCCAACGAUGCGUACCCCACAAUGCGGCCCGACAUCGAAGGCCUCUCCGAGAAGUACUGGGGCGAAAUUCUCGAACGUACCGUAAGCUCGGGCAACCUCAACGCCAUGCAAAAGAGCUUGCCCCACUUUCCCUACCACCACCACAUGCACCAACUGCACCAGCCGCAACAGCACUAUCGCCAGCAGCAACAGCAACAGCAGCAGCAGCAGUCACAGCUGCAGACCACGUCCUUCAGCAAGGCCAGCGAUCUGCAGCUGAAUCUGUGCAAGGACUCAACUUCCGCCUCCGAUCUGGGCAAGUUCUCCAACUCGGAGCCCAAGCUGUGCGAGCACCUCUUCCACGACGUCAACUGCGCCAAGAGCAAGGCCCUCGGAGCCGGCGGCGGUGAGGCUGAGUCCUCCGGCAAGUUGUCUGCGGGUCGCAGCAUUCCGGACAUUUAGUACGCAGAGGACGUCAUACUCGCCAGCCAGAGGGCCCGUCAGGCCAUCAAGUGCUCGCACCAUCCGCUGCACCAGCAGGCCCGGCUGCACCAUGGCGUCCACCAUACCAGCAGUUUGCGGCUGAAUCGCAUCCGCGUCUCCUGCCACAGUCCGCCGCCGGAGGCCUCAGCCGCCUCUUCUAUGGACGAGUAUCGUUCGUAAAGACAAAUCCAUUUAAAGGGGAAAUGGUUUAACCAUAGAAUGAGUAUGUGUGUGUGUGUUUGAUCGCAUGAUCAUCCAAAUGUAAUAUGUGUGUCGUCUAUUAUGUAGGAUUUCAAUACAAAGAUAUCGUAAAUAUUGGCCUGCUGUAGAUCCUUUGCUUUAAGAACUUGCCCAUCGAAUCGGAUCGGAAUCGGAUCGAAAUCAAAAUCGGCCAUGAAAAUCAAAUGUUAACCAUAGUAAGUGUUCAUUCAGUGUUUGUGAUACCCUAAGAUACCCCGCAGCAGCAGAAGCAGCAGCAGCAGCAGCUGAGAGAUAAAUAAAUGUUGAGUGUUGUUUUGUCUGUGUAUUGUAUGAUAUUAUAUUAGAUAUGUGAAUGUAUGUGUUGUGUACUAUGUGUCUAUCUAUUGAUCAACCAGGUUGACUUGAGCAAAAGAGAAUAAAGCUGUCCAGAAGGCUAAAAUGUAAACUCUACAAGAGAAGUCAGACUUUCCUCUCAGAUAUUGUGUGUAUGUAUGUACAAGUAUGUAUUCCCCCUCUAUGAGCAUUCGUUUCCCUCUUCAGGAUCGGGUAUAUGAAUGGAUAUGAAUCUUAAAGCGUUGUGGUUAAUCAUAGUCCUAGUUCUGUAGCUCCAAUCAAAUCUGAAUACUUACUAAUGAAACUACGAGUAUAUUCACUGUCUAACGAAUCGGAAUCAAAAUCAAAUCAAAUCAAAUCCUAACUUUUGUGAUUGUCAUGAAUUUAAGUUAGUCGGUGUAAAAUUAUUGUUAAAUCAUCCUCUAAUUUGUAGCUAUAACGUAUUAGUUAAAUCAAAUCAAUUUACUCUCUAAGUGAACUUUAGUUUAGAACUUAAAAAUAAUACAACAAUAGAUAUGCAUAGGAUAAACGAAAGAUAACUACGAAUAUAAAUGGAUUUAAAGGCAAAAAUAAAUAUCAA
Molecule: messenger RNA, 3837 nt
Organism: Drosophila obscura
Lineage: Eukaryota; Metazoa; Arthropoda; Insecta; Diptera; Drosophilidae
Product: 5-hydroxytryptamine receptor 1A
Exons: 9
Coding region: 705-2702 (665 amino acids)
Biological process (GO): neuropeptide signaling pathway
Cellular component (GO): membrane
Molecular function (GO): corazonin receptor activity
Source: RefSeq, a predicted model, not a curated record